UUUCAGUGUCAUUUUAUGAAAUCCCUCAUUAAACCUACAGCAGAGCGACUCCAGCAGUACGCCUCACCCUACAGCAGCCUGCAGCAGCCAGACACUGGUCUUCACCCCACAGCAGCCUGCAGCAGCCAGACACUGGUCUUCACCCCACAGCAGCCUGCAGCAGCCAGACACUGGUCUUCACCCCACAGCAGCCUGCAGCAGCCAGACACUGGUCUUCACCCCACAGCAGCCUGCAGCAGCCAGACACUGGUCUUCACCCCACAGCAGCCUGCAGCAGCCAGACACUGGUCUUCACCCCACAGCAGCCUGCAGCAGCCAGACACUGGUCUUCACCCCACAGCAGCCUGCAGCAGCCAGACACUGGUCUUCACCCCACAGCAGCCUGCAGCAGCCAGACACUGGUCUUCACCCCACAGCAGCCUGCAGCAGCCAGACACUGGUCUUCACCCCACAGCAGCCUGCAGCAGCCAGACACUGGUCUUCACCCCACAGCAGCCUGCAGCAGCCAGACACUGGUCUUCACCCCACAGCAGCCUGCAGCAGCCAGACACUGGUCUUCACCCCACAACAGCCUACAGCAGUCAGACACUGGUCGUCACCCCACAGCAGCCUGCAGCAGCCAGACACUGGUCUUCACCCCACAACAGCCUGCAGCAGUCAGACACUGGUCGUCACCCUACAGCAGCCAGACACAGAUCGUCACCCUACAGCAGCCAGCAGCAGCCCCACACUGGUCCGCCUGACCAAUGA
This is a messenger RNA of Procambarus clarkii (red swamp crayfish), 750 nucleotides long. The record is from RefSeq and is a predicted model, not a curated record. NCBI's taxonomy places the organism in Eukaryota, Metazoa, Arthropoda, Malacostraca, Decapoda, Cambaridae.